Diaporthe citri is the source of this 1860-nucleotide messenger RNA. RefSeq lists its product as uncharacterized. The coding region runs from base 1 to 1860 and encodes 619 amino acids. NCBI's taxonomy places the organism in Eukaryota, Fungi, Ascomycota, Sordariomycetes, Diaporthales, Diaporthaceae. The transcript has 2 exons. The record is from RefSeq and is a predicted model, not a curated record.
AUGGCCGGAAGACGAAUAACACAGCUGGCUCUGCUUCUCCUGCUCUCGUCAAGUUGUGCCUGGGCGAACGACGGCACGAGGAAACCCGAGCGGAGCGACUUGAGACUCGGAAGGGAAGACAUUUCUGUGGAACAGGCCGUUUCGUUGGUGGCUGUCAGGAAUAGGCUGGAUGAAGAACCAUUGGAGGAAAUUAAUGAGGAAACCCAACCGUCUCGACGCCAGGAAUACACAUCUGAGAUCCGCAUACCAUCACAACAUGGCGAAGAUAUCGAUGAAUUGCAACGUCCUCAAGCCAGGUCACCCACUGCCGAGGAAGCCGCCCAGAUCACGACGCCACCUUUAUUGAAUCCACUGAUCCUUCAACGACAAGACAACAACCAGGGCCAGAUCGACGACCUCAACCGUCGGCUCCAGUCCGCACAACAGUCCGCCCAGCAGGCCCUUCAGUCCCUCAGCGACGCGUCCCGGCGAGUCUCACAAGCCAGCCAACAGCUCUCGCAAUCAUCCCAGCAGCUCUCGCAACAGAGCCAGCAACUCUCGCAGUCGUCGCAGCAGCUCUCGCAGCAGAGCCAACAAUUAUCACAGAGCCUCCAGCAGGCCACACAGUCCGUACAGUCGCUGACACAGGCCGUGAGCGCUGCCCAGUCCAGCGGGAGCUCGGCGUUUGCGAGCUGCACGAACAGUGCCUCGGCGGCGCUCGCGCAGGCCUCGGGCGAGCUUGCGAGCAAGGUUGGCGAUGCCCAGGCGCAGAUCACGCUCGCCAAUAACCAAGCACAGAGUCAGGUCCAACAGGCCCAAGGUGCCGCCGUCUCAAUCACACAGGCCGCGCUGGCCAUCGUGGGGACAUUCAUCGGCUCGUCGCUGCUGACGGUGCUGGUCGUGUGGCUCAUCAUCCGGCACAAGCGCAAGCAGAGGGACCGCGCCGCCGCGCCGAUGAACACGGGGGUGAGCAGCUACUACGGCGGCGGUCCGGGCGCCGAGGCGUACGGUGCCAUCGCCAGGGACGUCAAGGACAUGAUGCUGUCCCCCGCCAGCGGGACCACCAAGAUCGGCUCGGAGAGGGCCCGGUCCUUCGGCGGGAGCAGGGGGAAUGAUAUGGUCACCAAGGGGUAUGGCCUGGAGAAAGAGACCGGAAUGGGCACGGGCGCGGGGGCCGACGCAGGCGGGGGCGGGCCAGGGGACGUCCAGAUAGGAUACGCCCGGAGCACCAACUACCGCGAGCGCAAGGCGCCGAAGCUGUCGGAGCCGCCGGCGGCGCGGAGCAAGGAUAGUAGUCCCGGCACGCCGAGGACGCCCAAGUACGAGGUCUUCCCCAAGGUGACACAACCAGGCCCGUCGCCAGCAGCAGCACCGGUCCCCGGCGUGCAGGGUGGCGGGGCGGGAGGAGGAGGAGGCGGCCGCCCGUUCCGGCCCCGGUCGUCGAUCCAGCCCGACUACAACCUCCAGGACUGGCUGCAGACCACCACCGUGUCCCCGUUCGGGACGCUCGAGAGGCCGAACAAUAGCAACAACACCAACAACAAUGCCACGGCCAACACCAUCCAGUCGCGGCCCGCCCCACAGCCGCAGCAGCCGCCGAAGCGCACGUCCGAGGUGAAGUGGCCGCUGCAGGGGUCGUCGUCGUCGGAGCCGCCGUCGCGGUCCAACAGCAACACGUCGCGGGACGCAGACGCAGACACCGACGCGGGGCCCGCCGCGUCCCAGCCGGACGCAGUGGUAACGAGGGAGCCGGCCGCGGAGACGAGGACGGUGACGGUUGCGAGCGCCGGGGGCCCGGCUGCGACGAGGUCUGUCCGGGUCGGGGUGGAGAGCAUGAGGGGGGAUUGGGCUGCCUGGGGUGGCGAGGAAGCUGCCGCUUAG